AUGGUAUGCAUCUCGCGGCUUGGCUGUGCUACCUUUCGUUCAGAAGCGGGCGAAUAUGAUGAAAGGAAGUUCCAGAAGUUGCAGGAGAAGACCGAUUACGUGCGGCGCGAGUUCAACCUGCCCGACACGGAAGACGUCAUUCAGGAUUACUUUUGCCUGUGGGGUGCGGCAAAGGGACGUCUCUACGUGACGGAGAAUCACAUGUGCUGGGCCUCCUCAAUCACCUCUACCACGGAGAAAAUAUCGUUUCGCAAGGUCACGCUGAUCAAGAGCGCCAAGACGCUCGGGCUUGUGAGCAGCGCCAUCGACAUCUCCACCGCCACCGAAAACUACCACUUUUCCUCGUUCGUGCAUCGGGAUGAGACGUUCAACCUGCUGAUGCACCUGUGGCACUACCCGCCCACCUUCAUCUCCAUUGAACCCCCCGAGCCCCGCAGGAUCGCCUCAGCGCUGCCUGCGCCUGCGGGCGCCAGCGGAGCCGAGGCCGGCGGACGGGCCGACGGCGGCAAGGCGUCGUGGAGGCAGAGCGGCGCGGUCCGCGGGGGCGCCGGCAAGGGCUGGGGCGCUGGCGCCGGCGGUGGUGCCGAUGGCUGGGGCGACAGUGACGCUGGCGGCGGCGGCGGGGGUGGUGGAGGCGGCAGAGGAGGAGCCUGGGGCGGCAGUACCUCCAGCUCCAGUACGGGCUGGAGCGCUAGCGGCGGCGGCGGCGGAGGUGGCGGUGCGUCCAGUGCUGGCAACUGGUUCGGUGGUGGAGGUGCUUACUCCCUUACUCUUCGUCGUCUGCGUGCGUGUGCGGUGGUGCGUGUGCGGUGGUGCGCGCUGGCGUGA
Messenger RNA from Acanthamoeba castellanii str. Neff, 828 nucleotides. RefSeq names its product GRAM domain containing protein. Gene Ontology annotation, cellular component: endoplasmic reticulum-plasma membrane contact site; endoplasmic reticulum membrane; plasma membrane. Gene Ontology annotation, molecular function: sterol transfer activity; sterol binding. Lineage: Eukaryota; Discosea; Longamoebia; Acanthamoebidae. Bases 1 to 828 code for a protein of 275 amino acids. The record is from RefSeq and is a predicted model, not a curated record. Gene Ontology annotation, biological process: intracellular sterol transport. The transcript has 6 exons.